CCGAAAAUAAAAAUGGCGCUCUUCAUGAUUAGGUUCGCGCCGUUCGCGGAUCUGUGCAACUGAAAUGUGUGAUAGACAGGAAGAGGGACAACAGCAUUUUCCCCCCUGCGUUUCCCGCGUAUUUAUUUCCUCGCAUUUGAGCAUUUCAGUACGAUCUGACCGCCAACAAUCAAUGAGUAAGAUACUGUGUGCUGACGUUAGUGGUGGGUUGGAAAAUAUCCCUGUUUCAUUUGCAAAUGACGUCGACGAUGAGCCGCUACCCUAUUUUGAACAGUACACUGCUACGAAUGUUCCAGGAGAAGGAGCGUGCGAAGAUGAAUUCAGCAACGCUUACCUGCCUUGCAAAUGCGCUACUACGUGCAAUUCCGGAUGCCCUUGUGUGCUGCGAUCAGGUCAUCCGUACGACAGUUAUGGCAUCGUCGCCGUGUCUUCAACCUUACCAAUUAUAGAGUGCUCAUCGCUGUGUCGCUGUGCAUCCCAUGGAAACUGCACUAACCGCGUUGUUCAAAUGGGCACCAGGGCGAACCUUCAGGUGUUCAAAACGACGUCGGGAAAGAGGUUUGGACUGCGGACGCUUUCGCCGAUCAGGCGAGGACAGUACGUAACAUCGUAUGCUGGUGAGGUGAUAGGACUGGACAAUGCGAGGAGCAGAGUUGGAGCCAUGCAAGAGCUAGACUCAUGUUACGUGAUCCUUGUGCGUGAGAGUGGAACUACAACAAUAGUGGUCGAUCCAAGCAAAGUGGGGAACGCGGGACGUUUCUUGAACCAUUCGUGCAAUCCAAACCUGGUUAUGAUCCCGGUGCGGACUGAAUGUGUGGUGCCAGAGCUGGCACUCUUUGCCACGUGCGAUGUCUCACCUUUUACAGAACUCUGUUUUGAUUACUCUGGCGGCUCACUCGAGGUACGUGAAGGGUUGAGGAAGUGUUGUUGUGGAGACGUCAGUUGCAGAGGAUGGCUUCCAUAUGACAAGGAGGUACUGGGGAUCUGAUGCUGUUGAGCAUUGCUUCAGAAUAAACAAUGUUUUUCAUGGUA
This is a messenger RNA of Ornithodoros turicata, 1032 nucleotides long. Its product is annotated as histone-lysine N-methyltransferase SETMAR-like. Gene Ontology annotation, cellular component: nucleus. The record is from RefSeq and is a predicted model, not a curated record. The transcript has 2 exons. Gene Ontology annotation, molecular function: zinc ion binding; protein binding; double-stranded DNA binding. NCBI's taxonomy places the organism in Eukaryota, Metazoa, Arthropoda, Arachnida, Ixodida, Argasidae. Bases 65 to 988 code for a protein of 307 amino acids.